AUGACUUCGCCCAGUGAAACUAUCGCUCAGUGGAGAACGACAAUUAUAAUUAGCUCAUCCCUCCAGAACCAUGACACCUGCAGGACGCUCAGCGCACAGCAGCACAGAAUAAGGUUUUCUGACAGCGUGGAAGCUGGGGCCUUCAUUUUCCCUCUUUCAGGUACCGCGUUCCUGCUGGUUGACCCUCAGGACCUCCCAGAGCCUCUGGAGGAAUCAGGAUUAACUGAACGCAUUGGAAAAUUUGUGCAGGUCCACAGGAACUGCUUUUUACUUCUCUAUUCUCCCUUUAAUGGGGAAAAAGAACUGCAGGUUUUGACUGUGAUUCAGCACAGAUUUAUCGGCAGCAAUCUGAAGAUCCUUCCUGUACGAAAUGGUGCACAAAUAGCCAAAGGAAUGCUGACAAUUGCCAAGGCCACCAGUAAGCCGCAUGCUGAUAAAAUCCGAGAGCGCAUGUCUCUGGCCCGGGCUCACAUCAUCGAGACCAGUCCUGUGUGGGAAAUGCUCAGAGACAUUUUAUAAAGCCCAGCAGGUGAUC
Xiphophorus maculatus (southern platyfish) is the source of this 535-nucleotide messenger RNA. RefSeq names its product chromosome 9 C1orf146 homolog (gene c9h1orf146). The coding region runs from base 1 to 519 and encodes 172 amino acids. Gene Ontology annotation, biological process: reciprocal meiotic recombination; synaptonemal complex assembly. The record is from RefSeq and is a predicted model, not a curated record. The transcript is spliced from 5 exons. Gene Ontology annotation, cellular component: chromosome. NCBI's taxonomy places the organism in Eukaryota, Metazoa, Chordata, Actinopteri, Cyprinodontiformes, Poeciliidae.